GCAAUUCCUCAAAUAGUCAUACAGCAACUUAGCAUGAGCAGCCCAGCUGUCCAGAUGUUUUUCAGGUCCGUAUUACCAAUUCCCCUCUCAGGUAAGUGCUUAGGAUUUGAAAUACUGUAUAAAGUAAGUCUGAUCUAGGACAUCAGGGUACCGUUACAAAGAAUGAUCAAAAUAGCAAUUUUAGAUAAAAUGGUAUCAUUUCUGUUCAGAAUCAGUGCCCCAGUUCUUGAGUCCUAACAUUAACUGAUUGUGUCUUAUGAACAAAGUACUUGAUUGAUUUAUUGAUCAAAGGGUGUUUGUUUCUGAAGCCAUUAUCCACAUUUUUGGAUAGGCUGGUGUUCCUUCUCUCAGAUCUCUGCUUUAUCCCAUAGCCUCCCUGGUCAUUGUUAGUGAGGAGUCCGAGAAUGGAAUCCAGGUGUUUGAUUCCAAUGGGAAUUCUGUUGGAAUCUCCCAGGCAGCUGGAGCAAAGGUGAGAGGAAAAAGUUACUGAUGGAAAAUAAAAAGGAAUUAGCAGGCUUUUAAUAUACCUUUGUUAAUGGUUGUUGACAUGUUUCCUGGUUAGGCUGUGAAGGAGACUGCUUUUUCCAGAGCUGCGUUGUUAGGCACUACGGCUGCUUUUCCUAAUCUUCUUGUGUUCCUCUUGCAAAAGGAAGUCACCCGUCUUGUGCUGGGGCUGCAUUUCCCACUAUGACCUAUUCAAUUAUUUGAUUACAUUGUUACUUGAUGGAUAUAUUGUACAUUGUUUUGAUAUGAUAAAAUUAGCUAAUCCGUUUAUAAAUAAAUACUUGGUCAAACAGCUUUGUAAAUAUUGCCUAUGAUAUAACUAAUACAAUAGAUGUAUUUACCUAAAACUAUGCACAAAUUGAUCCCAUCUUUUUCUGUCAUUUCAGAGCAAGGUUUCUGCAAAGGAGGCCUCUGCUGGUGGCUCCUAUACAUCACAUCAGCACCGUUUGUCCUGGGCCUGAUGAUCCCAGUGUCCUUCAGUGUCUAUCCACAGCUUGGAAUGGUAGGACUUCGAUACAUUACAUUAAUACUGUAUUUACUGUGCAUUUCUCAAAACCCAAUCAGACUGCAACUCAACAUUGUUUCUUCUGCUUUACAGAUCAAAAAAAGGAAACUUGGAAAAAUAAUUACAGACUGCAGCAGUAAGUGGUCAACUAUUCUAUCACAGGGGGCUCUGAGGCACCGGCGAACAAGUACUACAGACUUCAAUGUGGGAGCAGGUGCACCAAAUUCG
Molecule: messenger RNA, 1237 nt
Organism: Coregonus sp. 'balchen'
Lineage: Eukaryota; Metazoa; Chordata; Actinopteri; Salmoniformes; Salmonidae
Source: the annotation of a GenBank genome assembly